This is a messenger RNA of Ruditapes philippinarum (Manila clam), 1680 nucleotides long. RefSeq lists its product as uncharacterized. The record is from RefSeq and is a predicted model, not a curated record. Lineage: Eukaryota; Metazoa; Mollusca; Bivalvia; Venerida; Veneridae. The transcript has a single exon. The coding region runs from base 1 to 1680 and encodes 559 amino acids.
AUGGAAUCCCUUAAAUCUGCAAUUAACGCUAUGAGAAAAGAUUAUUUUAUGGCCUCAGUUGACCUAGCAGAUGCUUUCUACUCCAUAACCAUUAGAGAACAGGACCGGCGUUAUUUCCGAUUCUACUUCAAUGAUAUAAAAUAUCAAUUUACAGCAUUAGUUAUGGGGUAUUCAUCCAGCCCUCGAAUUUUCACAAAGAUACUGAAACCUGUGUUCGCUUAUCUUAGGUCAUUAGGUCAUGUUAGUGUUUAUUUCAUUGAUGAUUCUUGGCUAGUAGGAGAUUCUUAUCAGUCAUGUAUGCGUAAUGUGAACGAAACUGUGCACUUAAUGGAUAAACUCGGAUUAACGGUAAAUCAGAAAAAGUCGGUGCUAGAACCGUGUAAAAAGCUUAUCUUUUUAGGCUUCAUACUGUGUUCUGAAUCCAUGACAGUUAAACUAACAUUUGAAAAGGGGGAAGAUAUAAUUAAACUUUGUUCGAAAGUACUAAACACCAAACGAAUCACUAUUCGUGUCUUUGCUAAACUUAUCGGGAAACUCACGGCGGCUGAGCCGGGAGUUAAACAUGCACCACUAUAUAUCCGACCGCUUGAAAAAAUAAAAGAGAAUGAAUUAAAACUUCACAAGGGAAAUUUCGACAAUUUCAUGAAUGUACCGCAGUCAAUACAUACAACCUUACUUUGGUGGAUAGAAAAUAUACAGAUUAGUUUUAAAAAUAUUUUGUCGCAAGAUCCGAACACUGUUAUAUACACUGACGCUUCAUUAAAAAUGUUCGGGGCAUUCAAUGAAACUAACGGUCAAAAAACAAAUGGUUUCUGGUCGCAUGAAGAACAAAAACUUCAUAUAAAUAUUUUAGAAAUGAAAGCUUGUGAAAUUGGCUUACGCACUUUUUGUAAAUCUUCUAAAAAUAUUCUUGUGAAAUUGUAUACGGACAAUACAACAUGUUGUUCGUACAUUAAUAGAUAUGGAGGUAAGGUUCGAGCUCUCGACGAUAUUGCACGAAGAAUAUGGUUCUGGUGCAUUGAAAGAAAUAUUAUGUUAACGGCAGCCCAUAUUGCUGGCGUAUCGAACACACACGCUGACAAACUUAGUAGAACUGGAAAUGAUGAUAUUGAAUGGUCUUUAGAACAAGGAAUUUUUGAUAAAAUCUUAAAACAUCACCAGAACAUUAAAAUUGAUUUAUUUGCAUCAAGAUUGAAUGCAAAACUUAAAAAGUAUGUUUCGCGAUAUCCCGAUCCAUCCGCUAUUGCAGUAGAUGCAUUCACAUUUAAGUGGUGUGAUAAUUUAUUUUACAUAUUUCCACCUUUCAGCUUGAUAGCACGCAUCCUUCAAAAGAUAGAAAGAGACCACGGAAAAGCAAUUUUGAUAGCACCAAUCUGGCCUACCCAGACGUGGUGGCCAAUUCUCAUGAGAUUGAUAAAAGGUCCAUGCUUGAUUCUCCCAAAAGUGGAAAAAAUUCUGAAACUAGAACACAAACCAAAUCAAAAGCAUCCUCUGAAAAAGAUGAGACUUGCUGUUUUCGAUAUAUCAGGGCAGGUUUACGAAGGCAAGGUAUACCGAGAGACGCUCGAGACAUCAUCAUACAGUCCUGGAGAAAAAGCACAAGAAAACAGUACAACUCAUAUGUUAAAAAAUGGUUACAUUUCUGUGGACGGGAAGCUAAUCCCUUUAAUUCCAAUAUAA